Haemonchus placei is the source of this 309-nucleotide messenger RNA. NCBI's taxonomy places the organism in Eukaryota, Metazoa, Nematoda, Chromadorea, Rhabditida, Trichostrongylidae. The record is from the annotation of a GenBank genome assembly.
AUGCUCUACUGGUCAAUAAUUGUUGUGAUUCUUUCAGAAGUGACAAUUAUCCGGUUUGUAAAGAUUUAUUAUCUAACUACUGUGGCGGAAUGCAGAGUGCUUCUUCGCUGUCGCAUUUGCAUUUGUCGCAGUUGCAGUCCUUAUCCUCUUUGCAUGGUUCACCAAUCUCAUAAAUUAGAGAACCGAGGUAGUUUCCUGCUCGAGCAUAUUCACAUCCCACCAAAGUCAUGUCUUUACACCAUACAACUGCGCAACCGACUUUCUUGCUCCACUGCCAGACUACCUAAAACGAUGCAUGUAUUCCUUUGA